This is a messenger RNA of Volvox carteri f. nagariensis, 2106 nucleotides long. RefSeq lists its product as uncharacterized. The record is from RefSeq and is a predicted model, not a curated record. Gene Ontology annotation, biological process: RNA processing. Lineage: Eukaryota; Viridiplantae; Chlorophyta; Chlorophyceae; Chlamydomonadales; Volvocaceae. Gene Ontology annotation, molecular function: RNA binding; RNA methyltransferase activity. Bases 1 to 2106 code for a protein of 701 amino acids. The transcript has 4 exons.
AUGUACUACAGGAACCUCCAGAAAGUCACAGUGCAAGUCCUCCAACAUUUCAGCGCCGUCGUCGACAGCCCGCGUUGCGCUGCGCUCCUUCCAAUCACCUCUUUAAGCUGCUCGCACAUCAAUCUUUUCGCUUUAGCCUCGCAACUUGUUGUCGUUCGAAAACUGCUUGCACAAGGUGGCGUGGCCGAAGGCCACGCCCUGCGCUUGGCCCAACCUCGUCCCAGCUCCAGCCCCUUCGGAGCCUGGCGCAUGUGGGCAGACUUUACUGCUGCCACGGGUCGGUGCCCUGCUCUAGCGGCAGCCGGGCGCUCAGCCCCGGGGGGACUCCCAUCCCGACCAUCAGCACUGCGGAAGGUCCACGAGACGCCGCAGCCCGUACCUCGCACAUCUCAAGCUAUACACGACGCUGCCAGCGGCAAUAAUCGCAGCAACAAGAACGCCCUCGCCGCUGCCGCCCAACCCCGGCACCCCCCCGGCACCGAUACACCCCGGGCCCCGCCACAACGGCCCCCACCGCCUCAGCCAUCUAGGGGACCACCCAGGCCGGCAGGGGACUUCCAAUCUCAACAAAGCUUCCCGUACAAGAAAGAAACGCGCCAGCCAGCCACACGUGCACGGUACAGCGACACGGCUAGCACGGAUGGCCGUGAAGCGUACGGCAGCAGCACCCGUACGGCAGUCCUUCCUAGCUCAUCUCAGGGCCCCGACCUUCCCGAGGUGCACUUCAUCAGCUCCGCCUCCAAUAACUACGUAAAGCACCUGGUGCGGUUGCGGAGCAAUGUGUCGUACCGGCGGGAAGUACGGCGAGGGCUGCUGGUGGGGGCGGAGCUGCUGCAGGAAGUGGCAGGUGACUCCCCCUCUCCCCUGCACGUGCGGGUUUUGCUGCUCCCGGAGGGAGCUCCCCCCCUCCCCCCGGGCACCCGCGUGGUGGCGGACCGAGUACUUGAGGUCUCUGAGGCAGUCAUGAAGAAGGUUGGGGAGUGGUUCGGAGGGGGAUGGGGAUGGGUGAGCGGAGUGAUGAGUGCGGCUGGGGUGGAGGCGAUUGCGGAGGUGGAUCUGCCCGCGGAGAAGACCCUCCGCCAGCUGCUCCAGGAGCUGCGGGUGCUGGGAGGCCGGGAGAAGGGGAGGGGGAGGGGGCCACCUAUAGCGACCGCAACACCAACACCGACAUCCACACCACCAACACCAACUGCACCCGUAAUAGCAGCAGGACAUGAAAGCAACAACAAUAACAACAACAAGAACCGACUACAUAUGACAACAUCAACUACCAACAGCACAGCUAAACAGGCAACCGCGCCCGCUGCCGUACGGUUGCUCGUCCUCGACGCCGUACAAGACCCUGGCAACCUGGGCAGCUUGGCUCGCUCUGCUCUUGCAUUCGGCUGGGAUGGGUUGUUCCUAUUGCCUGGGUGCUGCGACCCGUUCAACGAUAAGGCCCUCCGCAGCAGCCGGGGGGCGCUGCUGCGCCUGCCGACGGUGACAGGGGACCUGGUCGAGCUUCUAGAGGUAGCGGAGGAGGUGGGGCUGGUGCUGCUGUGUGCGGAUAUGGAGGAGGAGGAGGAAGUUGAGGAGGAGGCGGACGUGAAGGGAGGGGAGUAUGGGAGGGAAGAGGAGUCCGGGGACCUCUUGACGGUGCUGCAUCAACAGGGUCGUGAUGCUGCUGUUAGUCGUAUUGCUGGUGGUUAUGGUAGUUAUGGUGGCUGCGCUGAAGGAGUUGGUGCGGUUGGCAUGGAACCGGGGUGGAGAGGGUUGUGCCGCUCCAGGGCGGCUGCUGAAGAGGAGGUGCCCGCCAGUCAGGGGGCUCCAUGGGCCGGUGGUGUGGCGCUGGUGCUGGGCAGUGAGGGGGGGGGCCUGUCAGCAGAUGUACGGCGGGUUUGCGCCCCCAUCAGCGUGCCCAUGGAAGGUGCUAUGGAGUCUUUAAAUGUGGGUGUGGCGGGGGGUGUGCUCAUGUUCGCCAUCAGCAGCGGUCCGCCGGUGCUGUUCAGGAAGCUGGCGACUCGGCUGGAGGCUGGUCGUCACCAUGGUGGUGGCGGUGGCGGGAGUGGGAGUGGGGGCGGGGUUUGCGGGGGUGAUGACAGCAGCGGUGGGGCCAGCGGCGCAUAA